AUGAACCACAGUGGCAAAUAUCCCUGUUCCUGGUGUUCUUGGUUAUUUUUUUUUCUCACCAUUGUGGGGAUUCUUGUUCUAAUUGCUCUCAAAUGGGAUGACCCUCAGCUUCACAUCUGCAUAUACUUAUUCCUCAGGAGUUUGACACUUGUGGAUGCUUGGCUAUCACCCACAGUAUCCCCCAAGAUGGUAGUCAACUUUUUUGCAGAGACCAAAAUGAUAUCUCUUUCAGAAUGCAUGAUACAAUUUUUUUCCUUUGCAGUAAGUAUAAAAGUGGAAUGCUUUCUAUUGGCAACAAUGACAUAUGAUCUCUCUGUGGCCAUAUGCAAACCAUUACAUUAUCCAGUGAUUAUGUCCAAUGCACUGUGCAUCCACUUGUUAGUGUUGUCACUAUUAGGUAGCCUUCUUCAUGCCAUAAUUCAUAGUUCUUUUUUUUUUUUUAAGAUUUUAUUUAUUUCAAUUCCCAUAGUACAUCACUUUUACUAUGACAUUAUACAAUUGCUUAAGAUUUCUUGUACUGACCCUUCUAUCAAUUAUCUGAUAUUAUUUGUUUUUGCUGGGUCAAUACAAAUAUUCACCACUCUGAUGGAGACUCUUGUCUCCUACACACUAGUUCUCUUUAUAAUCUUAAAAAAGAAGUCUCUACAAGACAUAAAGAAAGCCUUCCUUGGGCCCAUCUCUUUAUCUGUCUCCUUAUACUAUGGUGUUCUUAUCUUCAUGUAUGUGUGCCCCGUAUCUACACAAUCAGAAGACCAAGGUGUGAAGGACUCUCUCUUUUACACUAUCAUAAUUCCCUUGUUAAAUCCAAUUAUCUACAGUUUGAGAAAUAAGAAAGUCAUAGAUUAG
Molecule: messenger RNA, 846 nt
Organism: Neogale vison (American mink)
Lineage: Eukaryota; Metazoa; Chordata; Mammalia; Carnivora; Mustelidae
Product: olfactory receptor 5H2-like
Exons: 3
Coding region: 1-846 (281 amino acids)
Biological process (GO): G protein-coupled receptor signaling pathway; sensory perception of smell
Cellular component (GO): membrane
Molecular function (GO): odorant binding; olfactory receptor activity
Source: RefSeq, a predicted model, not a curated record